Molecule: messenger RNA, 2310 nt
Organism: Cordyceps militaris CM01
Lineage: Eukaryota; Fungi; Ascomycota; Sordariomycetes; Hypocreales; Cordycipitaceae
Product: MIZ zinc finger protein
Exons: 3
Coding region: 1-2310 (769 amino acids)
Biological process (GO): protein sumoylation
Molecular function (GO): zinc ion binding; SUMO ligase activity
Source: RefSeq, a predicted model, not a curated record
AUGACUUCCACUCCAACGCAGGACCCUCUGCACACGGCACCAUCUUCGCCGUUUCUAUCUCAGCAGCCCUUCCCUGGUGCCGUGUCCGCCGUCCUCCAGCCACGCCCAACUGUCAUGGAAAUCCCACCACCCUUGCCGCGACCUAGCUUUAUAUUACACACAGACGGUAGGCCCACGGAUGAUGCCAACUUGGUGUAUUCGGAAUGGAUUCUCAAGCUAGACGAGGCUCUCAACGCCGGCAUGUCGAGCCCGCAAUCUCAUGAUCUCCAGCAGUCUCGUCGAGUGAUAUUGUCCGCCGCCUGCCACCGCCACGAUAUUUUCUACAUCGUUAUGCAUCAGAGAUAUUGCACUUGGUCACGUAAUAAACUUGACGCUUACAACCUCAUGUACUCAACUGCACCUGCUGCCAUAGAUCGGGGGUUUGCUGCGCUCUCGGUGCUACUUAAAACCAACGACGCUCUUUCGCCCACGCACCUCGAGUGGUUUGUCGACUUUCCCACUUCAACUUUUGACUCCUUCCUUCCUGCGCCAAUCCUGGCUUCUAUCACCAAACAGAUCAUCGACUUCAUCUUACUCUUUGCCGCGCACUGGCAAGACCUUCGAACGCGCAUCGUCCAUCGCGGAUUUCCCGUUCUCACUUGGGAAAUGAGAACCAUACUUCGAUGCUCGUCAAUCACGGUCCAGGAUCUCAUUUUUACCCUCAGUCGUCGCCUCUUAGGCUGCCCGGAUGGCCCCUUGGCAACCGCCUUUGCCGACCUCUUAAACCGCGACCGGGCCGUUGAGUCGGCCAUGUUCCAGAACCCUGUUACUCCAGAGUAUGCUCGGCACAGUAGAAAUGAAUUGACGAAGGCCUAUAUUACUCUCGUCUCACGAGUUCGUUCUCAGAUGCGCAAUAUGUCUCCCAUGCCUCACGCGUCGCCGUCUCCAGGGGCUCCCGCGGCUACAGCGCCAACUGCGCAGAAUAACUAUCAAAUCCCAAUGAAAACGCCUGUUUCACGCUCCGUUGCAUCUGAAUCGCGUACCCUCAACUGGUCCCCGCGGAAUCAGCACUCCCAGUGCUCCCCAGUGCUCAACACAAAUGGUUCUUCGACAAACCAGGGAAUACGCCAGCCGGGCCCGUCAAUGCCUAGCGCUGCAGGUAGCCCAAACAUGAUGCAAUACGCCUGUCAACCAAUCGCCUCAUCUCAAGCCCAGCCUCGGGACUCGCCGGUAUCUAUGGCUCAGCAUGGCCGGCCCGCCGUGCCUCGGGGCAAUGUCGCAACUCCAAACCUGACUGCGCGCUUGGAUCCGGCACCUGGCAAAGUCGCCCGACGAAUACCCGAAUCAGAAUAUCCGCAGAACGCCUAUGGCCUGGCUUCUCUUAAAGCUGGGUUGCAUCUAUCGCGGCAGCGUAGCCCCAGACGAGUGCCCCUUGACAUUAAGCACAUACGGUACUUUCAGCAUGUCGACAAGCUCAUUGUUCAGCCGACAAACCUAGACGUGAGCAUACAUUUGACAGAGAUCAAAUUCUCCCUCUCUGAAGAGCAACUUCAGAUCCUCCCUAUGUGGCAAACCGAGUCCGACCUCUGGAGUCUACCAAUCGUGAGAUUUGCAAACAACGCUCUUCGAUUCAGGGUGCGCGUGUGUCGAUUUCCAAAGGCAGACCCUGAACCGGAUUUGCCGGCCGAGAUGACUUGUGAUGUAAAGGCCGGUUACAACGAGCUCCGCGUUAGCUUGCCUUUGCUGUCUACGAGUGAAAGCGGCUACAACUACUUCAUUGCGGUCGAGCAAGUAAUUGUCCAGGCUUAUGUCACAGUGUGGAGGAGCAUCCAUAACCAUCCGCAUAUUUCUACAGAUGCGACGUUGGAAAUAAUUCGGCACCGUUUUGAGCUGUGCGGCAGCGGCGAGGUUGCUUUGGUUGGUAGUACCUCAAACGUCUCGAUCUGCGACCCCAUCAGCUCAAAGAUGUGCAAUACGCCUAUCCGCAGUAUCAACUGCAAACAUCUGGAGUGCUUUGAUCUCGAAAACUGGCUGCAAUCGCGGCCAAACAAACCCGGAUCCGAACAGAACGAGCCAUGCCAGGUCGACUCCUGGGCCUGCCCAAUUUGCCGCAGCGAUGCGAGACCAAGCCAGUUGCGCAUUUGCGACUACUUUUCUGACGUGGUGAAGCAGUUGCGCGAAUCAGGCCGAUCAGACACGAGAACGAUUGUGAUGAGUGAGAAUGGCGAGUGGCAGCCGCUCAAUGAAACACAGCGGCGAGAAAGGGCAUCGCAGGCAGGUGGUUCGCUAAUACCGAGAAAUGUAGAGGUUGUUGAGAUUUUAGACGAUUAG